AUGAAUGAAAUGACUGCACCACCCUCUUCCAGAGUCCUCUUUUCAACGGAGACAACGCCACCCAUUACCGAGUUGGAGGACCUCCACAACAAUUCUGUACCCUCGACAGGCUCAUACGAACUGCCUACUAGCCAUCCACUUUCUCGGAAUCAAGUGAAUCAUCAUUCUGAGGUGCUUCUCAACGGAAAUAGUGAUGAUGAGGAAGAAAUUGAUAUGAAAGAAGAUAAAGCCUUUAUACAUACUUCCCCACCACAAAAUCAACCAAAAAACUCUUCCCAAAAGGAGCUUAUUUCUCUCAACAUCAUGUUCCCUAAAUAUUACUUUAGUAUUGCCAAACAUAUCUUGAUCUUCAUGUCUGUGAUGAUCAUUUGUGCCAUGUGCUCAGGUUUUGUGUUCCGAGAGAGUACCAAGUUAAGUGUACCGUAUUUCCGAGUGGGAGAGUAUGCCUAUCAACAAGGAACGCUCAUUCAUGGCCACUUCUUUUCCAUUGGAGUGUUCAUUCCUCUUACCUUAUUGGUCAUGCUCUUCAUUUCCUUCAUGAUUUCAGGAAGAGGCGUGAGCAAAGGAAUUUUUCAUGGUGGAUUUAUCAUUUUUGAAAUUGGAGCUAUCCUGGCCCUUUUGGCCUUCUGUUAUAAAGCUCUUUCAUUCCUGUCGCUGGUGAAAGAAUCACCUAAUAUCAACAUUCAUGAAUUAGAAUUAAGAACAUGGGGUUCAACCAGUUCCUUUGGAGGAAAAAACGAUGGCUCUGGAUCCAUGGGAGCAAAAAUGUUGAGAAUGAUCUAUUUUGGUUUUUCACACGGCUUUAUGCUAAUUGGACUUGCCAAGUGCGUUCUGGUCAUUGUGUAUUCUUUGAUGCGAAAAAAGAAUAAUUAA
Naegleria lovaniensis is the source of this 873-nucleotide messenger RNA. RefSeq lists its product as uncharacterized. The record is from RefSeq and is a predicted model, not a curated record. NCBI's taxonomy places the organism in Eukaryota, Heterolobosea, Eutetramitea, Acrasida, Naegleriidae. Bases 1 to 873 code for a protein of 290 amino acids. The transcript has a single exon.